AUGGAGGCUGCUUCUGCCAGGGCGGCCGCCCGGGACCGCUGGAGCGAGUUCGGCCACGCCCCCUCCCAGCUCCAGCGCUUCAUUCAAGGCGCCUGCAGUCCCGAAAACUAUGAGCCGAACCUGGCUCUGAGUUUGGAGAUUGCCGAUUUGAUCAAUAGCAAGAAAGGGUCCGCCCCGCGUGAGGCCGCCACCAUGAUUGUUAGCUACAUCAACCAUCGAAACCCAAAUGUUGCGCUGCUUGCUCUCAGCCUGCUCGAUAUCUGCGUCAAGAACUGCGGCUACCCUUUCCAUCUACAGAUCAGCACUAAAGAGUUUUUGAAUGAGUUGGUUCGCAGGUUUCCCGAGCGCCCGCCUAUGCGUCCGACCAGGGUUCAGGCCAAGAUUCUCGAGGCUAUUGAGGAAUGGCGCGUUACCAUAUGCGAGACGAGCCGCUACAAGGAAGACUUGGGCUUCAUUAGGGAUAUGCAUCGCCUUCUGAGCUACAAGGGCUACAUGUUCCCCGAAGUGCGACACGAAGAUGCCGCAGUUUUGAACCCCAGUGAUAAUCUCAAGUCGGCUGAAGAGAUGGAAGAGGAGGAAAAAGAAGCCCAGUCCGCGAAGCUCCAGGAGCUCAUUCGACGUGGCACUCCCGAAGAUCUUCGAGAAGCCAAUCGCCUAAUGAAGGUAAUGGCCGGUUACGAUACCCGAUCCAAGACCGACUACCGCGCCAAAGCGGCGGAAGAGGUAGCCAAGAUCCAAGCCAAAGCCAGGUUGCUUGAAGAACGGCUAGAAGCGUUCAGGCCCGGCGAUAAAAUGUCCGACGGCGAUGUGUUCAGCGAACUGGCCUCGGCAUUGCAGAGCGCACAGCCCAAGAUCCAAAAGAUGUGCGAAGAGGAAUCGGAUGAUCAUGAUGCUGUUGCUCGGUUACUUGAGAUUAAUGAUAGCAUUCACCGCACUGUCGAAAGAUACAAGCUUAUCAAGAAGGGGGAUGUAGACGGCGCGGCUAAAAUUGCAGCGGGUUCUCUUAUCCCCUCGGGUCCAGCGAAGACGCCAUCAAGCUCUGGCGACGCAGCGAACGAAUUAUCUUUGAUAGACUUCGAUGCCGACGCGGCAAACGACGGUAAUGGCAUUGGAAACAACCAAAACAAUGGCGGGCCCGCGGGUAGCACCUCACAGGCUAGUGGGUUGGAGAAUGACUUGUUAGGGCUGGAUAUUGGCAGCUCAUCAAGCAAUUUUGGUCAGGGAGGCAACAUUGUCCUUGGCUUUGGAGCCAAUCAAAAUAUUCCAGGUCCAGCUCUGUUAUCUUCCAUGACACAGGACAAUAGUGCCAGCGGAAAUGUCUCUAACCAGACGCCUUCCUUCUCCCAAUUUGCCUCAUUCACAUCUCCUGCAGCUUCGCAACCUGGCACCCCGCAACCUGCAGUUCAUCAACAACCCAAACCCCCUUCAUAUCAACCGGCCUCGGAUCCUUUUGCUGCCGUAGGAGCCGCAUCCGCAUUAACAUCUGCCCCAACUCCCCCACCUCAACCCGCUGCUGUCUCUAACGACGACGACGAGUGGAACUUCUCGUCAUCGCUUCCUCCAGCGGCGCCUAACAAGCCCAAGGAGCACAAGGGAACUAUCAAUCAGGGUCUACUGCGAACAGACUUCCUGGCAGGGCGUGCCACUAGCGCGAGCAACUCAAUCCAUAUAACCUUUGCCUUCUCAAACAACUCUGCCCAGCCCAUUACCGAACUGCACUUCCAGUUGGCGGUUACCAAGGGCUACGAGCUACAACUCAAGCCACAGACUGGCCGAGAUCUUGCGCCCAAGCAGAGUCGCGGCGUCACCCAAGAAGUAGACAUUUGGCACGCCGGCAACCGAGGACACAGGGUAGACUCAGUCAAGCUGAGAUGGCGCGCCACGUAUAAUGUCGGUGCGGAGAAGAAGAACGAAAUGGGCGAGAUUCCUGAAUUUAGCCUGGCAUAA
Molecule: messenger RNA, 1947 nt
Organism: Metarhizium brunneum ARSEF 3297
Lineage: Eukaryota; Fungi; Ascomycota; Sordariomycetes; Hypocreales; Clavicipitaceae
Biological process (GO): Golgi to vacuole transport; protein transport to vacuole involved in ubiquitin-dependent protein catabolic process via the multivesicular body sorting pathway; Golgi to endosome transport
Cellular component (GO): trans-Golgi network
Molecular function (GO): phosphatidylinositol binding; ubiquitin binding
Source: RefSeq, a predicted model, not a curated record